Malaclemys terrapin pileata is the source of this 1000-nucleotide messenger RNA. RefSeq names its product stress associated endoplasmic reticulum protein family member 2 (gene SERP2). Gene Ontology annotation, biological process: endoplasmic reticulum unfolded protein response. The transcript has 3 exons. Bases 430 to 627 code for a protein of 65 amino acids. Gene Ontology annotation, cellular component: endoplasmic reticulum. The record is from RefSeq and is a predicted model, not a curated record. NCBI's taxonomy places the organism in Eukaryota, Metazoa, Chordata, Testudines, Emydidae.
UGGAUGGAAGGCUGAGCCAGAACCUUGGGCGGAUGCGCGACUCGAGCCCUGGCAGCUCCCUGCCCCGCAUAGUGCAAGCGGGAUGCGCGUUCGCAGCCAGGGGAAAGCGGAGGCUGCAGGCAGCCCUAGUAGUUGCCGCCUGUGUUUAGGCAGCAGGGGGACCGGAAGGGUAGGAGGAAGCAGGAGAGGGUUUCCUGAGAUGAGAGAUUACUUCCGUCCAUCCAUCCUGCCAGCCACCCUCUCCUCAGUCUGCAGCCGGCUGGGGGUACUGAGGAACCUGCACCGGGUCUCAGGGCAGUAGCAGCCCCGCUUGCUCCAAGUCAGGGGGGUGUUCUUUAAGGGGGCGUUCUGUUGGCUCGUCACAAACCAGACCCAGAAGCCAGGUGGCCUCCGGAAUUUCUGAGCUCCCUAAAUCUCCACCCCCGAGCGAUGGUGGCCAAACAGCGGAUCCGGAUGGCUAACGAAAAGCACAGCAAAAACAUCACACAGAGAGGGAACGUAGCCAAAACCCUGAGGCCCCAAGAGGAGAAAUAUCCUGUAGGACCAUGGCUACUGGCACUGUUUGUUUUUGUUGUCUGUGGAUCAGCUAUCUUUCAGAUCAUUCAGAGUAUAAGGAUGGGCAUGUGAGGAGCUGCGUAGAUUUGACAUUGCCUUUAUCAUCCAACAUGGUGGACCAGAUACAAUUUUAGCCUGACAUAAAUGUGAAGAGCUCUUAUCUGAGAGUACCUUUGUGUUUCCUCUUGAAUGGGGCAGACCAAAUUACCUGUUGACCUGUCAUCUCGGUUGCGUAUGUGUUUUAACUGCCACAGCAGAAAAGGACAUUUUGCUUUUCUAUUGACUUAAUGAGUUAACCACAUUGGUUAGCUGUCAGUGCUGUUCAGUUGAUUUAUUUCUUCUUUUACCUAAUGUAUUUGAGUGAUCAUGUGAGUGCCUGUUUAUCUACUCUGUACAUUAUAAUUGUUUUAUGCUGGAAAUUUGUUUUUAUUACAAAUAAAUAUUC